Molecule: messenger RNA, 2359 nt
Organism: Pleuronectes platessa (European plaice)
Lineage: Eukaryota; Metazoa; Chordata; Actinopteri; Pleuronectiformes; Pleuronectidae
Gene: kcnab1a
Product: potassium voltage-gated channel subfamily A regulatory beta subunit 1a
Exons: 14
Coding region: 1005-2198 (397 amino acids)
Biological process (GO): transmembrane transport; potassium ion transport; negative regulation of delayed rectifier potassium channel activity
Cellular component (GO): voltage-gated potassium channel complex; juxtaparanode region of axon; extrinsic component of cytoplasmic side of plasma membrane
Molecular function (GO): voltage-gated potassium channel activity; potassium channel regulator activity; transmembrane transporter binding
Source: RefSeq, a predicted model, not a curated record
AGCUGCGCUGUCGGCGAAGGAGCUGCCCUUCUGAGAAAAAAUCAGGAAGAGAGGUAAAAAGAGUCGAGAAUUGAAUAUUGGAUAUAGAGCGAGGAAGACGGAGGGAGAGAGGGGGGAAAGAAGAAGAGGGGAGGAAACUGGGGCACCAGCACAUUAGUGACUCGCGUUAACAUCAGCAGCCAUGGAACAAGAGGAAGCGAGAGGAGGAGAGGAGCGAGGCGCGAGGUGCGGAAAAGAAGUAGUGACAAGAUGAGAAAGUGCUGAUUGUGGACGACUGAUGGUGCACCCUGCAGAGACCUGAGACUCCCCCCUUACUUCCUUCGUUAUCUCCUGCCUUCUGUCUCCCUAUCUGUUCUCUGACCCUGUCUCCUCCUCCUUCACCCUCCUCUCCCCUCUCUCUCUCGCUCUCUCUGUCUCUCUCUCAUACACACACACACAAACACUACUGCUCUCUCUCUCUCUCUCUCUCUCUCUCUUCUCACAGUCAGACCAGGGAGAGCGAAGCGCCUGGGUCGCAUCUCCCCGUCGUCUCUCUGUUUCAUUCCUCUGCACUCUCUCCAUCCACCACCUCUGAUUGUGAUAGAAAAACUCUCUGAGCUCGUUACCAGAGGCAGGACACAGGAGCAGGGGUGUAGACCGGUGGGGGGAAUACAUUCUUUGCGAUCCUACAGAAGAACUGAGGAGGCUUUGUACUUCUCUGGCUUUUGAUGGUUGACCGGCUCUGCUGCUUUUCUUCUACACGGAAAGACUUGAAAUGGAAGAGGUGAUCAACAACACAGAGCAAAAGCCUUAACCGUUAGAUUUGUCUUCACAUAUCAAAGUGAUGCACUGAAGUGAGGAACUGAAGACUUAAUUCAUCUCCCAGCAUGAACUUCUAAAGGACACAACGUUGAAUCGAUAGAUUUCAAAAACCACCUGAGUUUUUUCCAGGCUGUUUCUGCUCUCCUUCAGUUCCCCGACUGUACUUUUCCAAAGCUCCUGCUCCGCCGCCUUGAAGCUCAGCCAUGCAGGUGUCUAUCGCUUGCACAGACCACAACCUGAAACGGGGCAAUGGGGACCACAGCAAGCAGAGCGCCACCAGCCCCAACGUGGUCAACCAAGCCCGGGCCAAGUUCCGCACCGUGGCCAUCAUCGCCCGCAGCUUCGGUUCCUUUACACCGCGCCACAUCUCGCUCAAGGAGUCUACAGGGAAACACACGGGCAUGAAAUACAGGAAUCUGGGAAAGUCAGGACUCAGAGUAUCGUGCUUAGGACUGGGUACGUGGGUGACAUUCGGAGGACAGAUAACAGACGAGGUAGCAGAACAGCUGAUGACCAUUGCAUAUGAGAGCGGAGUCAACCUGUUCGACACAGCUGAGGUCUACGCAGGCGGCAGGGCUGAAGUCAUUCUAGGAAACAUUAUCAAGAAGAAGUGCUGGAGACGAUCCAGUUUGGUCAUUACAACCAAACUCUACUGGGGAGGAAAAGCAGAAACGGAAAGAGGAUUGUCAAGGAAACACAUUAUUGAAGGGCUGAAAGGGUCCCUACAGAGGAUGCAGUUGGAGUAUGUGGACGUAGUUUUUGCCAACCGCCCAGACAGCAACACUCCCAUGGAGGAGAUUGUUCGGGCCAUGACGUAUGUUAUCAACCAAGGCAUGGCAAUGUACUGGGGGACGUCUCGCUGGACGGCCAUGGAGAUCAUGGAGGCGUAUUCAGUAGCUAGACAGUUUAAUCUGAUCCCUCCGGUCUGCGAGCAGGCAGAGUAUCAUCUGUUCCAGAGAGAGAAAGUGGAAGUGCAACUGCCUGAGCUUUACCACAAGAUAGGAGUUGGGGCGAUGACGUGGUCACCGCUGGCAUGCGGCAUCAUCUCUGGAAAAUAUGAAAAUGGCAUUCCCGAGACCUCCAGGGCCUCCAUGAAGUCGUAUCAGUGGCUAAAGGAGAAGAUAGUGAGUGAGGAUGGGAGGAAGCAGCAGGCCAAGCUGAAGGAGCUGAACCACAUCGCAGAGAAGCUGGGCUGCACGCUGCCUCAGCUGGCUGUGGCGUGGUGUCUCAGAAAUGAAGGUGUGAGCUCAGUCCUACUGGGAACAUCCAACCCUGAACAGCUCACAGAGAACCUCGGGGCCAUACAGGUCCUUCCUAAGAUGACCUCUCAGGUGGUGUCUGACAUUGACCACAUCCUGGGCAACCGGCCAUACAGCAAGAAGGACUACCGCUCUUAGACCAGGCAAGAGGUCAGCUGAACCGGCCUACUCCAACACACCAGGACCAUGGACCCACUCUUUAAUGUUCAAAAAGUCCAUGGCCCUCUCCCUGGGCCCCUCUCAGCUCCAGGAACAGACAGCUUUGCUCAGCCCAGCGUUGCAUCUCUGUUUGAGAUUCG